CACUUACGUGACAAAAAUAUCGCUUUGGGACGCUUUUAUAUCAUCGCUCGUGUUGUUUUCUACCGUUUUAUUCGACAUCUUUAUUCUGCUUUAGAUAAACUACAAGAAGCAGCAUGCCAAAAGUUCGCCGCAGUCGUAAGUCACCCCCAGAGGGCUGGGAGCUUAUCGAGCCAACGCUAGAAGAGUUGGAACAGAAGAUGCGCGAAGCUGAAACUGAGCCUCACGAAGGGAAGCGUAAACAAGAAUCACUCUGGCCCAUAUUCAAGAUCCACCACCAGAAAUCUCGCUACAUCUACGACCUGUUCUAUCGACGUAAGGCCAUCAGCCGCGAGCUGUAUCAGUACUGCCUUAAUGAGAAGAUUGCAGACGCUAACCUAAUUGCCAAAUGGAAGAAGACAGGUUAUGAGAAUCUGUGCUGUUUGAGAUGUAUACAGACUCGGGACACGAAUUUUGCGACUAAUUGUAUUUGCAGAGUGCCUAAGAGUAAGUUGGAAGAAGGCCGUAUUGUGGAGUGUGUGCACUGUGGCUGCAGAGGCUGCUCCGGGUAGUGCUGUAAAUAUAUUUUUUUGUAAAAUUCUCAGGCUCUAUAAACUUCGAAAAAUAAGCAUUGUUCUCUAUUUUUGCUGCCCCCAAGGCUGACUUUUUAGUAUAUUUUAUUAUGCAUCAGAAAAUAAGUAUCUAUUAUUAUGUCAGCUGACAACCAAAACUCACUAAUUAGGUACAAAAAAUAUUUAUUAUAAAUUAGCCUUACUUUGGUACUAGCAUGGCUCUUAACCUUUUGGACGUCAAUGACCAAUAUAUAUGCACCGUAGCGCGUAGGUUCAAUGCCAAAGACUGAUUAAUCGGUCAUAGACCACAGAGCAACAUAGACCUACAUGCAUAUGCAUAAAGUUCAAUUUUAGUUUUGACACUGGUGACAUGGCGUCUGGAUGACUACUUUUGUGUUUGACACAUUCAAUGCCGAAAACCUGACUAUUGGGUAUUUUAUGAUUUUGUUCCCAGGCCAGACAGUCAGGAUCAUUGUACUACAGCUUUACAUUACAAAAUGCAAAGAUAGAUAUAACUCCGUAUAAGUUACUCUAUGCAAAAUGUAUGUGACCUGGCACAGAUAUCUUGUUUGGCUGGGUGGCAGUGAAUGUGUAAAAUUGUGAUAGUAAUUAUUGAGUUUCAGUAGUCACCUGAUGAUUUGUAGAUUAUAUUUUGCUUGUAGAUGCAAGGAUACUUUUUAAUAUUUAGGGUUUCCAGUGUUUCAAGUAAAAAAUUGUUGCCAUUUUCAACGUUUGUGGUGAGCCAGACUAAGUCAAUGUUUUAGAUAAUAAAAUUUACAUCUUGUUCCACAACUUAUUCAUGUAAUGUAAAAUGUAUUUACAAUAGCUAUGUAAUAGUUGCACAUGCAAAAUUGACUUAUCCAGACACAUUGUAACUGAUAGUAGCAAUGUUAAUAAAAAACGCAUUUUAAUCUAGUUCCACGUAUUUUUGAUUCUGUCCCAAAUUAGCUUUUUGUAAAUACACUGCCAGCCGAUUUUUUAAACACUUAAAAAGUAUGAGAUAGUAUUUUCACUCUUUCCUCUUAUUGGCAAUAAAUAU
Molecule: messenger RNA, 1587 nt
Organism: Cydia strobilella
Lineage: Eukaryota; Metazoa; Arthropoda; Insecta; Lepidoptera; Tortricidae
Gene: l(1)10Bb
Product: protein BUD31 homolog
Exons: 2
Coding region: 114-548 (144 amino acids)
Biological process (GO): mRNA splicing, via spliceosome
Cellular component (GO): spliceosomal complex; nucleus
Source: RefSeq, a predicted model, not a curated record